AUGGCGCGCAUUCUUCAGCACAUGGCCGUAUUAAUUUUCGUCUGUCUGGGAGAAACUGUUGCAGGGUCCGUCAUCUCUAGGCACCGAUCUCCAGGUAAGAGUCAAAGUUAACAGAUCUGUUACAGAUCAGACUAUGUUCAUGGUCUGAAAGAAAACGUCUGCCAGACAAAUCGUUAUCACUUCAUGUUUGAGGGAAAACUUCGGACACUGUGAUUUCUUCGAUACAUAGACUUUGCCAUUAUCUUGUGAAUUGUGUUGAAAUCAGUUUAAUAACUACACUUUAUAUAAUUCAGAUCGGCAAUUUCGCCUUUUAUCAUUGGCGAAGUGAAACUGUUUGUAUGAGAAGGUAUCGUUUUGUUGUCGUUUGUCAUCCGUGAAGUGAAACGUCGGUACAAAGUCCACAAAGAAGAAUGCUUUCAUAGUUUUCAUAAGAAUUUAUUUAAUAAGAUUAUCGAGGCUACAAAAUGACCAAAAUUGAAAUAUUAUGAAAAUUUCAGGGAAAAGUAAACCCGAGGCUAAGACUUUGAAAAGAAUAUAUUAAUUUUGUGUGUGGAAAAAGUUGUAAAUAAAAUUCGAUUAUAUGUUUUUCACAACGAUAUAUAAAUAAGUGCUUUGUACGGUAUUUAAUACGCACGAGAUGUUGACGAAUCACAAUUCGAACGAGUAAGCCCAGUGAUGGAGUGAGAUUUUUGAAAAGAUAUGGAUUAAGCUUUAUUCAGAACGAUUGCGUUAAAACCGUACAAAGCAUGCACUUUCCACGUGAUAUUGUGUUUAUUAAUUGCAUGCUGAGACAUUCGUCACUCCGAAAGCCUUUUAUUUUUUAUGGUUUUCAAGGUGUUAGAAUGAUGAAAUUUGCCUCCACACAUCGUGAGGUCACAUAAAACAAAAACACGUCGUUGCCUCAAAAAUUUUAAUGAUCUCUAGAGGCCACCAUUAGUUGGUCAGUAAAUAUUAACAAUGGUUUGUUGAAUGGUGUUAUAUUUAAUGACUUAAAAAGGCGUUUGACAACAUCGACUAUCACAUUCAGUCUGUUGCGUAAACUUUGUGAUAUUAAUGGAAACUCUUUAAAGUGGAUUGAGUUCUAUUUAAGCAAUCGAAACCAGAAGUGCAAGGUAAACAAUCAUUUAUCGCAAGCGCAACAAAGCAAUUGUGGAGUUCCUAAUGGUUCCAUCUUAGGCCCCUGUUUUCCUGAUAUAUAUUGACGAUCUCCCAAGUUGUCUAGAGAAGGCUGCCUCUAGAAUGUAUGCUGAUGAUACUGAUAUUAUUUUUGAUGUGUCUGACUUGAGUGUCCUUGAAAGGGAGAUAAUUGCGAUUGAAGAAAAUUACCUCUGGCUCAUGGCCAAAAACUCCAGUCUGGAUAUUGCCAAAACUGAAUUAAUGUUAAUUGGGUGUUCUUAUAUAGGACAAAUUAACUUGGAGAAACCACGUAGGCGAAAUUUCUGAAAGGAUUUUCUCUAGACGCACUGGGGUUGGAAAAAGGCCAUCAUUGUUUUUAAGUCUUUACGUAACCUUGCUCCAGCGUAUCGCCACAAAAAGGUUUUGCAAAUUCAAUGCUAAAUUUUAAAAAACUCAGUUAACAAACUUGCAUUGCCCAAGCCUAGGACAAAGUACCUGAGGUGCAGCUUUUCACACACAGCGGUGCCGCAUGGUGGAGAAAUCUGCUUCAAGGUCUUAGGGGAUGUGAUCCUCUGGGGUUUUUAAAAAUGAUGCUUAAAACUUACUAUUCUUCUUUAGGCUCCCACACAGCAAUCAUGUAAAUUAGUUGGAUUUUAGUAGUUGAUAUUUUUUAGUAUAUACGUUUAACUGGUAUUUCCCGUGUAAAAUAAUAAUAAUAAUAAUAAUAAUAAUAGUAGUAAAAUUAAAUAGGGGUAUUCCUGUAUAAAUAUGACGGAGGUGCUCGUCUUGUAUAUUCGGGUUAAAAUUUGUGGAUUGGUAUCACCUUGAAUGGGGUGCGUUAAUCUCAAAAAGACUGCAUAAAGACGAAGUACCUCUCUAAGGCUUUAAAGGGUGUUGAGCCAAAGAACUAUUUGUUACUCUUUUGAUUUUUUGGAAUCUCUUUUACACCCAAUACUGCUUCUUGAACAGGGUGUCUGGACUGGAAGCCUCCGUGAACAGGGUUAUUUGACGUUGGCGAUGCGCAGUCUAUAUAUGUAUUACCAAUGUUAGUAAUAUAUCGUGUCAGAUUAAUUCUUAAUUCUGUAGGCGAAAUGAAAUCAACAAGGUCCAUAAAAAUGAUCUGUAAUUGUCAGGUUUGAGGAAUUAACUAUAGUUGUCUUAAACAGGGCCAGGGUUUUCUCUAGACAGGGUUUAAGGGCCCCUCAACGGCACGUCUGAACUCAAACUUCCCAUAAUAGCGGCGUGAAUGACUUUGGACCUAACUAGCACGUUACCUAUUUAAAUCAAUAAACAUAUAUAGUUAACACCCAUAUUUACGGAUAGAUCAAGCCCCAUAUGUUUUGUAUUAAGGUAAUUUUAUUGCGCUUAUCUAGACUAAAUUUGCGUCAUACAUUUGCGUUUACCUGCCAAGGUCGCAAUGCGAUACCGCUGGAUUGGAUGGGUGACCUUGAAGCUGACUGCUACGUCUUCUCCCGUGGGACGGAUGGUGAGUUUAGAACAAAAUGUUUAAUCUGUUGACUGGUUUAGAAAGAAAAGAAAAUUGAACCGAACAAAAAGGGAAAAGCAAGGUAUCCGUAAAGUUGCACGUGACAGAAUUUUUUAGAGUACAGCUGCUGUUUAUGUUCCAUUGGGCUUCUGAUCUGUUUUAGUCUUUUUUUAAAAUGUGGUGAAUGCUUACCCUCGGCCAGAUUGAGCUUUGCUUAUUAAUAUAGAGCCACAGAUGACAGAUGUACAGUUGAGUUGCCGUUUAAGCCUGGCGCCGUUGUCAACUUGUGACAAAACAUUAAUUUUAUGCUAUAUUCUGAAAUCAAUGAAAGAUGGUUUCCAUGUUCUGUAAGAAGCACCCUCCUGGGCCUAGUUGUUUGAAAGUUGUAUAUCGCUAUCACUUUAUAAACUGAUUUUUUCAUCCAGUGGAUAACGCAACUGAUUUUCUUAAGAAUUAUCCGCUAGGUAGUGAUUGAUGUGGUGGAUAACACCAUCCGAUGUUUAAACAACCGGGGCCAGGUCUAUAAAAACAAGUGAAUGCUCUUUCCUAUCGUUUCGCGUAUGGCAUCAUGAUUAGGACGGGUAAAAAAGUGGAGGGAGUGGACCUGAGCAUGGAAAUAUGUUGGAUGAAAAACACAUACGGGGGGUGACAGCUCUAACAAGGGCUGUUUCGGGAGAAAAACAAAUUUAUUCCGGGAAUCUGGAGAUUUUGCCGGGAAUCGGGAAACCUGGGAAAAUUUUCGGGAAAUAUGAGAUAUUUUCGGGACAUUGAGCAAAGAUUUGAUAUUACAUGUUAUCAAACAAUAUAUGUACAGUGAUAUGCACCCAGUGUAUGCGCUGUAUUCUAUGUAUUUUGACACUUGAAAACGGCUGAACUCCCCAUGAUAUGAAAAGAUCAAUCAGCAACGUUUCCAACUGAAAUAGCAUGAAGUUCGAGUGCGAUUGACCACGUCAAAUCCCCAGCAGAUUGACACCAGAACCGUACCGGUGCAAGGCACAUACUAUCAGUUCACAGCAGAUCCCAUCAUUCAUUAGUUCAGGAGUAUUUUUACGCUGCACGUUAACCAGUUUUAAGAGCACAUUCAACUGAUUGCAUACUGGAAAACUUGAAAGAAGUACGUAAGAAGUAUGUAAGAAAAAAACGAAACUCGUUUAACCUUGUUAAACACAAAUGAGGCCAUAAAAAGUAGUAUGUCUGUGAAGACCCUUUAAUCAUCCUGAUCUCGUCGGGGCCCUUCCAAUUUUGCUCGAGAAUCCCGACUCCCGAUCAAUAUGCGCUUGGGAUAGGAAAAUUUCAGAUUUUGACAUACAGUUGUUCUGAAAUUUUCAAAUGAAUUCUUAUGAUACUCAUACAAUGACACCACACAGAGUAUACUUAGCUGAAAGUGAUAUCCAGAGCAAUUUCAAAAACCGCACAACUUGUAUAAAAUAAAAUUGACAUGAAAUUUUCAAAUGAAUUCUUAUGAUACUCAUACAAUGACACCACACAGAGUAUACUUAGCUGAAAGUGAUAUCCAGAGCAAUUUCAAAAACCGCACAACUUGUAUAAAAUAAAAUUGACUACUUCUACGUGAAGUCACGCCAAUAAAAAUAAGCAUAAAAAGGACAAUUGAUUUAGAGAACAUUUUGGACAGAAUUUGUCCUCUCAGAACACUAGAAAUGACGUUUCAGAGCACCAAGAUUUCAAAAUUUUCUGGGGGAGCAUGCCCCCAGACCCCCCUAGUGGUUGGCCCUUCACUGUUCGCCUGAUUCAUUGGUGAUUAAAAAACAAAAAAAACAUGAUUUUAUAUACUUAAAAAGUUUCACAGUCUUUCUGUGUCAACAUGAUACCCUCUAAACGAAAAAAUAACUAAGGUUAGAUAAUUAACAAGUUAUAUAUUAAUUAACAAGAAGCUGCAAAAAAUCUCUAAUCAAAAUUUUAAUUUUAAUUGUUUAAACAAAAAUUUGGGAAGUUAAACAUUUAUGGGGAAUGCCACCGAAAAAUUCGGGAGGGUCGACGAAAUUUCCGGGAGGAAAUAAAGUUAUUCAUAGGACUGCCCAAACAGCCUUUGUUAGAGUUGUCACCCCCCGUAACACAUGGUCCAAUCCUUCCUUUUGGCACAAAAUUGAGUGACCCACCCUUGUUAAAAAUGAACCUUUAAAAUUACAUGAGACACCCCCUAGUAAACAUAAAUCGUUUUACUUUUAAUCUAAUGAAACCACAUUUUGUGUAUGACGAAUUCAUAAAAUAAGUAGGGUGUUAUGACAUAGGUUACCUUCCUCCAAGAGUAGCUAAAAAUUAAACGACCCAUCCUGGCCCAGGGGUCAAAAACUGAUGACCCACCCCCUCUCUGCUCCGGCCCAAAUAAUGACAAAAUGUCCCUUCGCCACCCCCGCUCAAUACCUUUUUACCAUUCCCUUACCACUAGCAGUGUUUGUAUAGGCCUCAAGUGUGUUAUCAGUCUUACAGAAAAUGGGAAGCUAUCUUCUGUUUUAUAUCUCUUGUAAUGUCUGUGGAGGUACUGUUAACGUUCAAAGUACCCAGUCAAUUUCUCUCAUAAUCUCGGAGAUUUCCUCACUCAAAGUUGUGUUUAGUUUUGUUAGGUCCUCACAUGAAGACAGAUGGUUCAAAAUUCAAGAAAGAGGCUCCAAACAAACUGGAUAAUCCUAUUUCACCCUCUAUCGUCCUCUCACUCGGGAAGAGUAAUAUAAUAUGGCGAGUCGCGAUUGUCUCUGAUGAUUACUAUUUCAUGUGCUCGGAAAACGCCAGUAAGUAACUCGAGUCUUUUGAGUUUUUUCAUCUGAUCAGCCCUUGCAAGACUGGCCUUACAGUUGUCUUGUCUUGUCUUUUUUAAUCAGUUUGUGGGAACCAGUUGCUGCAAAUGCAAGUGAGCUAAAAAACAGGAAUUAUAAUUAGCUCGUGAAUUUGGCGUUCAAUUGAUUCCGCAGCCCCUUAGUUUAGGGAUUUGUUAUUCAUCCACAUCACAUCAGAGCCGUAGCUAGCGGAGGGCAGGCAGAGCCCCUUCCCCCCCCCCCGGACCUGCUGAGCAAGACAAAUCAAGUCUGUGGAUGGAUUUGUUUUCAGUUGAUUGUAGUGACUUGCAAUUGUUUGCCAUUUUCAUGGCCGAGAAAUUGGUUGGUCCACGGUGUGUGCAAAUACACGUAGUAAGCAACAGGAUGCAAACCCCCCUAUUGAAAUAGGAGUGUAUAUGUACUAUUUGCAAGGUUCACUCUAGCGUUGGACACGUUCUUCAAUGGCAGAAGAACGCCUUAGCGGCCUCGCAGUGAUGCUUAUUAAUCGUGUCACCAACUACAUGCCAACGCCAUAUGAACGAAAAUCAAACUAGAGACACCUUUUAAUAGGUUAGUUAGCCAAACAGCAUGCAGUAUUGCGAAAUGUUUAAUGUACUAGUACAUACCUCUUAAACUUUCUUUUUUGACGCCUGUCAAAUGACUGUCAAAUCGUGCGUCCUGCACUUGUUUCCGGUCCCCCAAACGGGAAGAAGCCAUAUAAUAAACACCUUAUUAGCCUCGUUUUUUCGGUCCGUACUGUAAAUUACGGAUCCUCGUUUUUUCCAUCGAUUUAUGGCCCAAGCGCGAAAACUCGGUCCGUAAUUUACAGUACGGACCGAAAACUCGGCUAAUAAGAGGUAUGUACGGUGUGUUUCAAAUUAACAGGACCUCGGAAAUAAGCACCUGUAAGCACUGAAAAUACCUGCCUUUUCACACUUGUUCGAGGUCGAUUUUUCGGAGACAUAUCUAGUCUAUAUCUCAUGACAAGUGCUGAAAACAGUUUUUCGGAGCCUCCAAAUUUGAAAAUUGUCUGGGGGAAGGAUAUUCCCCCCCGUUACCAAAAACCUACCUAAGGCCCUGCGCAUGUACUAAUUAUAUCAAGUGACUGUGGUAACAAGAUGGCAAUAAUUGACCAAGAAAAUUUUUUUUAGUGAUUCGAGUCACAGAUGAAGACGGUGAUCGUGUGCUCGAAAGACUACAGUAAGUAAUCAGAGUCUUGAGUUUUUUAUCUGUUCAGCCCUUGCAGGAUCCUACAGUUGUCCUUUUGACACUCAUUUUUAUUGUUGAAUAUGACAUUUGUUGAGGGAAUGUGGUGUUUCGAACAUCUCCCUCUCUCUCUCCCCCUCUCCAUAUUCACUCAUUUAAUGACUCUAUGGCGUUUUUUAAAUUCCUUUUCCUUUCCCCAAACAUCUCAGUCAUAAAAUCGGCAUUAUCGAUGGAGCGAUUUUCGUCAGCAAUAAACUGAAACAAUAUCUUAAGCCAAAGGAAAUAUAGCCGCCAUUCGAAAAUCAUAUGCGUUGUGGUUUACCUUUUUCAUGUGAUCUGUGCGAUGCAGAUUAUGUUUGCUAUACAGCGCAUUGUUGAACAUAAGGACUAGGCUAUCGGUAAAAAAAAAUUGUGGAAACUCAUGGGUAAGACCAAGAAAGCCAAUUUUGCAUUUUCCUCAAGUGCCAGACGAAGUUUGAAUGCUUGAUUUAUGAGAUGCCCUUUCAUUAGAAUCCAAGCUUGAAGACCACCCAGGCUUAUUGCAUUCGUAUAAAACUCUGCUUUACUAACAUUCUUGAAACUCUAUUAGUAAGUUUUUUAAUCAGGCAUUGUUUAUUUUCAUUUUGCAACAGGCAUUACUUUUUGACUUGAUAAUCGAGCAUUAGUUGAACGUUGAAAAGUCGUCGUCGGUUUUUUAAUUUUUAUCUUUAUUUCAGCGCAGUAUUUAUAUGCAAAUGUUUAACGAAAUCGCUUCUUAUACAUAGAGCGAUUUUCGUAUGACCUUAAAAUGAAAACGCCCGAACAAAACAGAAACAACAAACGAACGGAAAUAGAGCCAUUUGAUUGGUUUAUCGAACAGAUACAAAAGCGAUGGCUUUUGGUUAGUUAAGCGAACGCUCGGGUGAAAAAACUUCAUGCCCGAGAACUUUCUAGAAAUCAAACGAUACUUCGCUUUGAAGUCAUACUGCAACACGAUUGGCCAAUCGAACAAUGCCUUCUCCAUAUUAGGUUUGUUUUCUUUGGCGGGAGAACGAGGAGUCCAUGUUUUGAUCUUUUCAUCCAUUGGCUUAUCAUUUCUGAGGUUAGGAAGUUAAAGUUUAAAUUUUUUCCUUGUAAAUACAACAUAAUUUUUUUAAAAAAAUACCUUCCUUUCUACCAACUUUAAAACUAAGGUUCUUACAGCAUCAUCCGUCUUUAUUGGAUCAAUCUGUAUUUGUACGUCACUUUUUAUUUUCAAAAUAAUUAUGCUCCUCCAUUUUUCCACAAGAAAUUACCGUCUAAUUUUUUCCCCUUUAGGAUACUGUGGGUCUCUACUUUUAAUAAUUAUUACUCGGAAAGGAAACACAAUGGCUACAACAUCACUGAGUCCGUCUACGCAAUUAAGUCAAGACAUAACGAUCUUUUAUACUGGGUUGAUAUCAUCAAAUCUGAUGGAACCCGUAGUGACGACCUGGUUUUGUGGCUACAAUGCAGGCCCGGGAUCAAAGUAAAUGGACACCACAAGGCCCUCUACCGGAAAAUUAAGUGGACAAAUAGUGUCCAUUUGUACCUUUCGUUCAGUCUGAAGAGCUAUGAAGACAAUGGAUAUUUAUGGACCGACACUGACGGAGCAAGGGAAAACGUUUUUGUUACUGGUUUUUGCAAGACGUUUGGAUUGGAAAACCCUCCCGGAUAUGAAGAAAAGCGAGGUAUUAUUCAGCUAACUCACUGCCAUAUAUAAGACAAAAAUCUUUCACAACGGCCCUAGUUUUAUUUGUUAUUUUGCAAAGAUUUUUUUUUCUAGAAUCCUAGAAAAUUCUUCAGCGUUUCCCUACAGUUACUCUGAACAGUUUUUUCAUCUUAAAAAGUGCGUGCUCAAUACCAACAGGCACAUAAAUGUCGUCGACGUGCGAGCCAUUGUCGAGAAUGAACAACUGAGGAAACGCUCUCAUAUUUUUGUAAACUUUGACGUCUUUGGUCCAUAUGGAAACAUGCUUAUUAUUCUUCGUGGACCCAUUAAGCUUUCCAUUUCAGCUAUUAAGAUGGUAAUUGGCAAAAUAGGGCAGGAUAGAUCUGGUACCUCAUUAUUAAAAUUUUGACCAAUCCUAACAGAGUUACAGACAAAAAAACAAGCAACAUUUGGGGAAAAAUCCACCACCAAUUGUGCUGUUUACCUACUAUACUGCUCUUAACAGAUUAAAUUAACCCAUGCGAGAGAAAGGCGGUAAAAAGAAACGCAAAGGGAAAAAGAAGAGAGCAAGAAAAAAAAUCAAAAUAGAUUCGCGUGCGCGAAAACCGGAAAAGCUGCUUAAUUAGAUCCAAUUAGCAGAAAAUUAAGGGUGAUGUUAUACGGAACUAUUCGAUACGACGAUUUUUAGCGCAACACAGCACAGCGUUGCAACAUUGUUGCGACAUUAUAUUGUUUUGAACGGUUACAACAUUGUUCCAACAUGUUAACACUGUGUUACGCUAAGAUCGUCGUUGCGAAUAGUCUUGUGUAACAUGUCCUUUAUUAGUGUUGGAAAUCUCUUUUUUGGCCAUUCCGGCCCAUGCUAACUGGCCGAAAAACGGUUCUAAAAGGAGGAUUUGGUCCAAAAUGCGGUUUUCCCCUAAAAACUGGCUGACGGCAAAGCGGUUAAGGACCUUAUCAUCCAUAAACUGAAAGACUAUAUCCUUUUUUUCCAGGUGAAAUCUUUUACCAACGCAGUGGUGAUGAGAGAGUUGACUUGAACAAACCACACCCUGAAAAACCAAAAAGUGAAAAAGACAGGGUUAGUGUUUUAUGUAUGUGACGACGAUUGACAUAGAGCACUGCUUCUAAAAUUCCUGAGUUACACGUCGCAUCGUUCUUGUCAGAUUUGGGGUGGCAACCAAGUUUGCUUAUGGAUCUAUCGCUGAGGAAUGAACUGACCCUCGUUAGGAAUGUUUUGAAAUAAGUCGUGCAGUCCAAUGGAUAAGAGAUAAACUCUAUUUUUACUGUAGAUAAUAGUACUACGUUUUAAUUGUUUUACAUAACGUUGAAACCUUAUUAAGGCUCUUUGCAUGCCUUAAAUGCCAUCGUUGUGUUUCUUCAAAGCUAGAAAAUAUUUUGUAAAACUUCUCAUUGUGCGUUAGCAACUCGUGAUUUGUUGAUAUUGCUAUAUUCCGGAUUUUAGGGAGGAGUGGACAAACCUUGGGAUCCAAUCGCUUCGUUGGGUGUCAUUUCGCUGCUACUAGUACGUAUGCGGGCAAUAUUCUAUCAUUGUUUCUUCACAGUUUGUAUUUGUUAUGGUCAUUUAAAUACUAAAUGAGUGGGUCAGCCAUUUAGGGCGAAUGAGUGAGUAAGUGGGUUUUCAUUCAAGAUAGAACCAGUGUUAGCAAACACAGGCCCAGACAUGAACACUUUCGCUUCCAGCCGCCUCGUGUCGGUGAUCACCGGCGCAGUCGCUUGCGUUUUGUUUUGCAAAAUGUGGAUUUUUUUUUACUCUUCAUUUUUGGAUAGAAUUAGACGACAACGAUCAUUCUGCUAGUAGUCUAACACUCACUUAAUGUUAUCUAAAUAUCGUUUUGUUUUAGAGAAAAUGUGAAGAAUAAGUUUGGGGGACUUAUUGACGCUAGUGUUUUUAUUUUUGUUUCUGUUUGAUUUUGGGAUUUUUUUGUAAAGAGUGUCCGGUACUGGAUAAUGGUCGUAAUGUGUAACUACAUUUUCCUUAGGUAACGAUUUACAGAUGCUCUCCUGGAACAAAAGUGACCAACAUCACCAAAUGCAAAGUGGCCAAAGUGAAGGGUCAACAUGGUGGAGUGGUAAUUGCAGGAGAUUACGCGACAGUAAAUUUUCAUUACCAUUACGCGAACAGGCAAGAUUAA
Messenger RNA from Porites evermanni, 10404 nucleotides. NCBI's taxonomy places the organism in Eukaryota, Metazoa, Cnidaria, Anthozoa, Scleractinia, Poritidae. The record is from the annotation of a GenBank genome assembly.